GGCGGCGCGGUGGCUCGCGACCCAGCAGAGCUGGCUCUGUCGCCGCACCACCAGCUGCGGCUCUGGGACCUGCAGACCAGCCGGGGCCGGGAGCCGCCCGGGGCAGGGCUCGAGAGAGCGGGCCCCACCAUGAGGCCCCAGCCCCUCGGGAGCCCCUGCGCUCCCCUGGCCCCGGGCACACCGUGCUAGCCCCAGGAGGGCAAGGGCAGGCAAGGGGGCCAUGGCCAGCCACGUGGACCUGCUCACCGAGCUGCAGCUGCUGGAGAAGGUACCUACGCUGGAGCGCCUGCGCGCAGCCCAGAAGCGCCGGGCUCAGCAGCUGAAGAAGUGGGCACAGUACGAACAGGACCUGCUUCACCGUAAGCGCAAGCAUGAGCGGAAGCGCAGCACAGGUGGCCGUCGCAAGAAGGUGUCCUUUGAGGCCAGUGUGGCGCUGCUCGAGGCCUCACUGAGGAACGAUGCCGAAGAAGUACGCUACUUCCUGAAGAACAAGGUCAGCCCUGAUUUGUGUAACGAGGAUGGCCUCACAGCCUUGCACCAGUGCUGCAUUGACAACUUUGAAGAAAUCGUCAAGCUGCUGCUUUCCCAUGGUGCAAACGUGAACGCCAAGGACAACGAGCUGUGGACUCCCCUGCACGCUGCAGCCACCUGCGGCCACAUCAACCUGGUGAAGAUCCUCGUUCAGUAUGGGGCUGACUUACUUGCUGUCAACUCUGAUGGGAACAUGCCAUAUGACCUCUGCGAGGAUGAACCCACCCUGGAUGUCAUUGAGACCUGCAUGGCAUACCAAGGAAUCACCCAGGAGAAAAUCAACGAGAUGCGGGCAGCUCCUGAGCAGAAGAUGAUAGCGGACAUUCACUGCAUGAUUGCCGCCGGCCAGGACCUUGACUGGAUAGAUGCCCAGGGGGCCACGCUGCUACAUAUAGCUGGGGCCAAUGGAUACCUACGGGCAGCUGAACUUCUCCUGGACCACGGAGUGCGUGUGGAUGUGAAGGACUGGGAUGGCUGGGAGCCUCUGCAUGCAGCAGCCUUCUGGGGACAGAUGCCAAUGGCAGAGCUGUUAGUGUCCCAUGGAGCUAGUCUCAGUGCCAGGACGUCCAUGGAUGAGAUGCCAAUAGACCUGUGUGAGGAGGAGGAGUUCAAGGUCCUGCUGUUGGAGCUUAAACACAAGCAUGACGUCAUCAUGAAGUCCCAGCUGAGGCACAAGUCAUCUCUGAGCCGCAGGACGUCCAGUGCAGGCAGCCGUGGGAAGGUGGUGCGUCGAGCCAGCCUGUCAGACAGAACGAACCUGUACCGGAAAGAGUAUGAGGGAGAAGCCAUCCUUUGGCAGCAGCGGAGUGCAGCAGAGGACCAGCGUACCUCCACCUACAACGGAGACAUCAGGGAGACCAGGACAGACCAGGAGAACAAGGACCCGAACCCCAGGCUGGAGAAGCCAGUGCUACUCUCAGAAUUCUCUACCAAGAUUUCCCGGGAAGAACUGGAUGGACCUGUGGAAAAUGGCCUCAGGGCUCCUGUCAGCACCUACCAGUACGCACUGGCCAACGGGGACAUAUGGAAGAUGCACGAGAUGCCUGAUUACAGCAUGGCCUAUGGCAACCCCAGGGUGGCUGAUGUCCCCCCACCCUGGAGCGGCUUCAAGGAGCAGAGCCCCCAAACGCUCCUGGAGCUGAAGAGGCAGCGGGCCGCAGCCAAGCUGCUCAGCCAUCCCUUCUUAAGUACCCACCUGGGCAGCAGUGUGGCCAGGUCAGGGGAGAGUAGCAGUGAAGGCAAGGCCCCCUUGAUCGGAGGCAGAACUUCCCCCUACAGCAGCAACGGGACCUCGGUGUAUUACACGGUGACCAGCGGAGAUCCCCCGCUCUUGAAAUUCAAGGCCCCCAUGGAGGAGAUGGAGGAGAAAGUCCAUGGCUGUUGCCGGAUCUCCUAGUCUCUGGGAACUAGAGGAGAGAGCUGCCUCGGAGAUGUGCCCUUGGAAUCCACGCCAGCCCUGGCUGGGGAGGUGUCAGAGGGAAGCCAGGGAGAGGUGGGAGCUGCUUUCCAGAUAAAUGCUGACCUCACCUCAUGCCCAGCUGCCCAUAGCAUCCCUAUUCCCCUCUGUGCUGCUUUCCCGCUUCAAUGCCUACAUCUGAAGCAUAGCGGCCCCAGCUCACUCUUAUUCAGGGAGGCUGAGCUUGGGAUCUCAGUUCUGUACUUUAUAAAGGCUUCUUGAGACCAGAACUAACACCCACCACCCUUCUCUCUCUCUCUCUCUCUCUCUCUCUCUCUCUCUCUCUCUGUCUCUCUCUCUCCUCUCUCUCUCUCCCCCCCCCCCUCUCUCUCUCUCUCACACACACACACACACACUUCAGUGUGUGGGAAUGUUACACCUGAGCUCUUGGUGGGGCUGAGAAUUUGUAGGUUAUUCCCAGAAGACAAGAAAGUCUUGGCACACCUAUUGGCUUCCACGGGGUUCAGACCUGCUCAGCUGAGACCCACAGUUCUGCUUAGAGUCACAUCCAUUUGGCUGGGCCACCACCCACACCUAGGAGGGACAGGAAGUCUUUCUCUGUUUUCAUGGGAUCCAGGAAUCAAUAUGGAUCAUCAGAUCAGUGGGUCCAGGCCUGCUCCCAACAGCCUCACUGAGAGCCACUUUCUUGCGCAUGUCAAUAGGCUGGUGUCUGACUGUUCAAGGGCCACGCUUGAGAACCAGGCCAUCUACUCUUAGAAGAAACCAAGUCUUGUUUUGGUCUUCUGGGGAAGCACAGGAGUUGGGUAGGGUGCCACACAUUGGUAUUUUCCAAACUGCAUUUGGUUAAAAUCUUCUUUGAGGCUGUAAAAUUCCAGGUGGGAGGUAACUGAAUUUGCCUUCUUCCGAGACAAAGUCACGGCUGGGUUUUAUUGUCUGGUGUUUGAAAAGUGAAUUUUAUCAGGAGCGUCUGUGGGGGCCUCUGAGGGGAAGGAUGAGUGCAUUGCUGAGGACACCCUGGUUAACACUGAUAGGACACAGCAUGCCGGCUCUUGUGGUUUCCAGGCUGUUUGGGUCCAGCCCAUCUCAGCUAGUCCUUCUCAGUCUGAGUGAGCAGUUGCAGCUUGCCUGUGCACCACCCUCCCGGAGCCUUACACAGCCAAGUGUGCAGAGUGACUGUUGGGCCCACACCCCUCCACGCUUUGCCUUUUCUGUAAUGCUAUGUAAGACCUGUUUGCCAAUGAUCACUUGUUGGCUCCUGCCAGGAGGUCUCAAAGCUCCCAGCCCACUUUUGCUGGAGCAGUAAUGCCCAAAACUGCAAACGGAGGUGUCCGUGGCCACUGUCCUGUGCUGCGUCCAGGAGAGGGGUAGCAUGGCUGGAGUUGACUUGCCUUCCAGCUGUACAGGUUUGCUGCCCUCGUCUUCCUGAUGUUGGGGAAGGAAGCCCACACCAUUUCACCACCACACUCUCCCACAAACCCACCGAAAUUGUGUGCCAUACCUUGGGUGCGACACACAGGCUCCACCAAAAUCUUCUAAUCUUCUGGUGUAACUAGCAAGCUACAAGUUUGUUCCUUGCUCUGUGUUCCUUUUAUUUGUCCUUAAACUACCUCCUUAGAGCCCUGAGAGGGUCCCUAAGUAUAGAUUUAGAUUUAAGGGACAGAUACCCAUGUUGUAAUGGCCCCCUGUGCCAAAACCUGAGUAGUCAGUCUUGCCAUUGGUCUCUGUCCCCACUGUGGCCUUGGGACCUCAGAAGGCUAGAGAUGAGUUAGGACCUAACUGGGUCAGGGUAAUGCUUUAUCAGGAUCAGAGGUGUGGGGAGGGAGCUGGAUGCAGAAGGUGGUCACCCCCACCCCAAUUCCAGGACAAAUGCAAUCUGGCAUGGUGGGGCAACAUAGGAGACCAAAGUCAGUUUCUUGAAUCCCUGGGGCCUUAGCUAGGUUCUGCAGCCCAUGGCUGAAAGAGGAUGAUUAAAACACACAUGUGUGGCUUUAAACCAGUAUUUGGCUCUGACAGACACUGAGAUGCUUCUCAAGCUGACUUUAGCCACAAGGUGGGCAGUGCCCAGGCAGCCAGCCACAUACUCUUAGGAGUCAGCUGCCCAGGGUUGCGGAGCUCUUUGCUCAGGGGCUAGAGAGUGAAGGCCUUUAUUGCCCUCUCUGAGCCAUUCAGGCCAUUCCUCCUUCACCCCCAGCACUUCUUCCUGCCCUCUGGGCCAUUCCUGUCUACUUGACGGAUGGGAAACUUAGCUGCCUCUUCUGUGGGAGCUAGCCUCAAACAGUGUGGACUCAUGAGAUUUUGUUCAUGUUUUCCACCAGGGGCAAACAGACGUUCCCUGUUUGGGCUCCCAGUCCCCAGGGCACUUUCCCUGCGACUCUUUGGAAUAUUGAGAGUCACAAUGAGGAAUAACCUCCAGUGCAUGAGCCAGGGCCACCCACUCACUCACUUGUGUAACCUGUUGAGGUGCUGAGACACACCAGACAUGGUGGUGGUAGUUUCUGCAGAUAAUGGACCAGCCAGGCAGCAAGGACUUGGAUCCCUUGAGGACUGUGGGCAUCCCCAGACGCAUCCAUUAUUCUGAUAAGAGUGCCUGCAUCCCAGACUAGUGCCCCUGUGCUUUGCAGAUCCUGCAGUUCUUAGUGUGAAUCUCUUUAGCUGGGGUGCAACUUUAUGACCACACCAAGAUAACAUUUGCUACUAAGUGCAGAUGCUAGAUCUUGGGUUCCAGGCAGACACACCACACCAGUCCAUCUAGAGCCUUCAGAGGUAACCUUAAGGCCAGCAUCCCUGGAGAACAAUAUAACGGCAGUCUGAGGUCAGAUCCUGGAAGAAUUAGAAGCCUGCAAUUUGCUGUCAAACGCAUCCCUAGCUUUUACAGCCAUCUCUUGCUCAUUUUUACUCAUAAAUCAUACAGUCUCUUCUCCUACCCAACCAAUGCAUAUUAGGAGUGAGAAUAACUACUCUUUCCUUUUCAUAGCAAAACUUUCCCUGUGUGUCAGCCUCUCUCCCUGGAAAGUGUGGAUCCAGGGGCUAGGGAAAGCUUGACAAGGUUGACCAGAUGUCCCACUCCCACCAGGAACCUGUGUCUCGGUAGCCAAUCUUGGCAAACUGCAGACAUCUAUUUCCAAACUAGUGCCCCGCAGUUCCCUGUGAACUGUGCUACUUGCAGCAACCCUGUUCUCCCUAAACAAUUAGAAAUUGGUAGCUAUCACCAGAUUGUGAGUUUCUGGCCAGUAGCUCAGGGAAUUGGGAUAAUUCUUAAGCCCAGGUCUACUGAAGAUUUUGGGGAUAUAAUUCUUUAUCAAAUAUUCAGCAUUAAUGAAGCUUCUCUGCACUAUUUGAUGAACGUUUAGAUGCUUGAAAAGGUUGCCAGAGUGUGGCACCCAGACGGACAUAGUGGCACACACCUUUAAUCACAGUACUAGAGAGACAGAGGCAGGCAAUGUAUUUCCGAAUUCAAGACCAGCCUGGUCUGCACAGUGAGUUCCAGGCUCUACAGAGAAGCCCUGUCUCAAAAAAAUCAAUUAAAUAAAUAAAAGUAAAAUACGAUUCCCUGAUUGACCUGGCACAGUCUAAGUUUGUAACAGUGUGAGAUUUUUGGUUCUUAGUGUCUGAUACUCUUGGAUCCUGAGCUUUCUCUCCUACCUGCUCUCCCAAAGCAGGGUAUCAGAAUGCUUUCCAGAGGGACCAUCCUUCUAUGACACCAGGACUGUCUGAACCCUCACUGUUUGUAGCCUGGUGAUAGCCUCUCCUUCCCCAGGGCACAGAAAAGCCAGGGUCACAUGGCCACCACUUUCCUAGUAAACCCUUUGGCCUCUCCUCCACAGGAGUCCCUUGUUGGCCAGAGGGCCUGCUUCUUGUGGGCACUUUCAAGUGCCACUGUGCGGGGCCUGGCUCUGCACACCCAGGAUAAGUCUGCAGACCCCCAGCCCUCCGCAAUAACUCAACAGACCAGAAGCCACUGAUGUACAGAGAACACUUAAGGAAAAAAAAAUGUAUUUUAUGUGAAAAAAGUUAAAACUCUGUAUACUGUAUCAGCAGCUUUGUGUAAAAAUGGCAAUCAAAAGAGUCUAAUAUAUUUAAAACUUUUUUUAAAAAAAAUUCUCAUGGAUCUUUGAUAUUGUACUGAAGUAGCGCCAUGCCUCCAAGAUGGAGUCUGACUAUAUCCCCAAGGGGCCUGUGCCCCUGGAGUUACUUCCAGCUGCCAAGGCCUGUGACGGAAUUCGCUGUUAUGGAUUUUUAAUUAAGAUUAUUAAAUUCCUUUUAAUAACA
Molecule: messenger RNA, 6217 nt
Organism: Microtus oregoni (creeping vole)
Lineage: Eukaryota; Metazoa; Chordata; Mammalia; Rodentia; Cricetidae
Gene: Ppp1r16b
Product: protein phosphatase 1 regulatory subunit 16B
Exons: 11
Coding region: 221-1927 (568 amino acids)
Biological process (GO): regulation of sprouting angiogenesis; establishment of endothelial barrier
Cellular component (GO): cytoplasm
Molecular function (GO): protein phosphatase regulator activity; protein binding; enzyme inhibitor activity
Source: RefSeq, a predicted model, not a curated record